AUGUUUCGUCCGGCAUUCGGCGACGUGGGCAGAAUCCUGUUGCGCCGCCGCUGCCAGGCCGCGGCGGCGGCGGCAGGCUCACUGUUGAGGCUGUCCGGAGCUAGGCUGCUACACCUACGCCCAUCGCUUAAUUCGGUCUUCCAACCAUUGGUGACCAAAUUGCAGUCGCUCUUUGUGAGGGACCACAAGAUGCAUGUCAUAGCGAUCCCUGCAUGGUGCACCGUACACAUUGCUCUUGGUCUUGGAGUUUGGCAUAUGAACAAGACUGGAGAGCAUGCUGAGAAGUCUACCCGCCCAUCAGAGAUCGACUGGGUCCAAGCUGGCGCCGUCUCUCCGGUUGUGAGGAAACAAGGCGGUUGUGGCUGUUGUUGGGCCAUGGCUACGACAGCAUCGGUCGAAGCAGCACACUAUCUGCAGACCUUGCAAUCGAUCUCCCUAUCGGUUCAGGAGCUUAUCGACUGCAACACGGAGAACAAUGGUUGCAACGGUGGCUACUAUCAACAUGCCUUCAAGUACAUACGGGAUAAUGGGCUGUCGAGCGAAUCAUCCUACCCAUACAUGGCCAAGAGAAGUGCUUCGGGUUGCAAGAGGGACAAGACGGUAGCAGCAGCAACACGUAUAUUAGGGUUUUGGUGCAUCGACUCGACCGAGGAUGCUCUCGAGGAAGCAGUAGCGAAGCGGCCUGUGGUUGUCCGUCUACAGGGUACGCCUGACCUAUUUAACUACAAAGGAGGCAUCAUAGAGUGCGAAGCUCUACCUGAUGGUAGCGCAACUACAUGGCAUGCUGUCCUGAUUGUCGGUUAUGGUACGGAUCCUGAUGGCGUUAAGUAUUGGCGCUUCAAGAACUCGUGGGGAAAGGAUUGGGGCGAGGGGGGAUUUGGGAGGAUCCGUAGGCACGUUGCUGACGAGCGAGGUGCCUUGGAGGCAGGACUGAGGCACGUGAGAGCCGAACCCGCCGAUGGACCCUUCCUUGACGGUGAUGAUCACCUUGUGGGACUUGGCGAGGCUCCUGAUAAGAGAGCGUGUUCCAACGGGUUGCCGAAACAUGGCAUCCAGGACGGUGACCCUGAGGCCCUGGCCAUGCUGCUCCACCAUGGCUAA
Aegilops tauschii subsp. strangulata is the source of this 1101-nucleotide messenger RNA. Its product is annotated as ervatamin-B-like. Gene Ontology annotation, biological process: proteolysis. Gene Ontology annotation, molecular function: cysteine-type peptidase activity. NCBI's taxonomy places the organism in Eukaryota, Viridiplantae, Streptophyta, Magnoliopsida, Poales, Poaceae. The record is from RefSeq and is a predicted model, not a curated record.